GCUACCGGCGUAGUAAGUUAGCUGUAAUGUCGUAAUGUACAUGUUAUGUUUGAAAAAGUGUAUUACUUAUAGCAAUACAUGGGUUUAGUUAAACAUAAAUGGUAUCGUUUUAUUUUAUGUACAACAGUUAUCGCAUCUUUAGGCGUCUGCUACCUCAAACUACAGUCACUGUCAAACUCCAAAGGAUCAAUGAGUGAACAUACACUGGAAUAUUUCGUCAACAAAGGGACGAUACAAACAAAAGAUGCUGCUGAUAUUGAGUGGUAUCAUGCAGCAAACAGUAAGAGCAAACUCACAGAGGCUCUACAAGGCUCUGCACAGAUGAUUGAAGCGGAUAUACUUCUCAGGGGUCGAGAUCCAAAAGACCCCAUUAUGGCUCACCCACCUGACAAUGACAGUGAUAUAGCUCUGCAGGAUUGGCUUAAAGAAGUUGUGAAAUCAGACAAAGGAAUAAAAUUGGAUUUCAAAAGUCUGGCAGCUGUAUCCCCGUCUAUGAUUCUGCUCGAAGAGGUCCGAGAUCAGCUGCAGGGUCCCGUGUGGAUCAAUGCUGAUAUUCUCCCUGGCCCUGGUGGCAAAGCCACCCCUCUGGACCCUCAUGUGUUUCUACAGGAAGUGGCUCAAAGAUCAAAAAAUGAUGUUCUUUCUUUGGGUUGGACCACUGGAUUUGAUGUAAAUGCGGACAAUCCUGGUUAUAGCUGGGAGAUGGUUCAACAGAUGGAAGCAUUAUGCGGAUCCCUAAUGCAGCCAGUCACAUUUCCAGUCCGAGCAGCUCUCCUUCCUGUGUCCUUCCCACAGUUCCAGUGGCUUUUGAAGCAGUCAGACCGGUACAGCCUAUGGACAGGGCAACAUGAUAUUCUUAAAGUGGAGGAUCUGGUGCUCUACAGGCAAAACUUCAGCAAAACCAGGAUCUACUAUGAUCUGUUAGAAUCUCAGAUGAAACAGUUUAAAGGACUACCCGGCUACUCCUAAAAAAGCAAGUACUGUAACAUAAGUUGCACCUCAAAUGAAACACUAUACAUUAUGUACUUGUACACUGUGUACUUACGCACUAUGUAUUAAACCAUGCAGUGUAUGAAUUUGAGCCUCUUCUCUUCCAAUAUGUAAUUAAAGCUACAACAGUUGAGUGCAUAAAGUAUCCAACAUUCCACAUUUAAUUUUUUCAGUUAGUUAAGUGCAUCAUCCUGGUAUUUAAAGUGCACUUUUUCUUUUUGGAAUUUUCAGUGUGAACAGUGUGAAAUUUCUGACUAUGUCUAUAGAUGCAUCCCAGUUCACAUAUUUGCGCACCAUACUUUUUUUUUUUUUUUUUUUUAAGUAUGGUGUGAUUCAUCUACGCAUCUAUAGACAUAGUCAGAAAUUUUAAGGUUUAAUUUUAAGGUUUCUUUAGUUGUUAUGCUUAAUUAACCCAAUCAUGUACAAAGAGACACAAAUACAAUUUCAGAGAAAUCUAUAUUUUUGUAAUUUACAUUUGCCUUUUGUAACAUUUUGUAUAUUUGCAUUUUAUUUUCACAAAUGCAUAAUAAAUUUAUGGAAAA
Molecule: messenger RNA, 1532 nt
Organism: Labeo rohita (rohu)
Lineage: Eukaryota; Metazoa; Chordata; Actinopteri; Cypriniformes; Cyprinidae
Gene: fam151b
Product: family with sequence similarity 151 member B
Source: RefSeq, a predicted model, not a curated record